Molecule: messenger RNA, 798 nt
Organism: Lathyrus oleraceus (garden pea)
Lineage: Eukaryota; Viridiplantae; Streptophyta; Magnoliopsida; Fabales; Fabaceae
Product: protein NTM1-like 9
Exons: 4
Coding region: 1-798 (265 amino acids)
Biological process (GO): regulation of DNA-templated transcription
Molecular function (GO): DNA binding
Source: RefSeq, a predicted model, not a curated record
AUGCAGUCUCAACUUUCUAAUGAUGUUACGACAAAUAAUGAGAUUGAAGACAUAAAUCUCAUUACAUUACCACCAGGUUACAGAUUCAACCCUAAUGAUAUUGAGCUGAUUGAUUAUUAUUUGAAACAAAAAUUACAAGGUGUUCACAUAGUUCCACCAAGGAUUCAUGACGUUGAUGUUUACAAAUUUUCUCCUCAACAAUUAGAAAAUAGUUAUAAAUUCAAAGGAGAGGACACAAUGUAUUUUUUUACGCCAAGAAGUAAGAAGUAUGAAAAUGGACAACGUCCUGAUCGAGCAGUUGAAAAUCAUGGUUUUUGGAAAGCUACUGGAAAAGAAAAUUCAGUGAUGAAUAAUGAUGUUGAAAUUGGAUUCAAAAGAAGUUUAGUGUUUUACACAGAAAAUAGUUAUAAUUCAAGGAGAGACACAAUGUAUUUUUUUACGCCAAGAAGUAAGAAGUAUGAAAAUGGACAACGUCCUGAUCGAGCAGUUGAAAAUCAUGGUUUUUGGAAAGCUACUGGAAAAGAAAAUUCAGUGAUGAAUAAUGAUGUUGAAAUUGGAUUCAAAAGAAGUUUAGUGUUUUACACAGGUAAACAAGGAAAGGCUAAAGAGUUAGUGAAUUUGAAGACCAUUGGAUUAUGCAAGAGUUCAGAAUCAAAGAUUUUACAAUUUCUUGUGCAACUCUUUAUAAUAAUAAGAUGCACUUCCAUGCCACAAGAUCAACAUUUUGAAACCGCAAUGGAAGAAGAUUAUAGUGAUCCAUGGAAGUUUAUAAACUUCGAUAAUAUUGAAAUUAGUUAA